Molecule: messenger RNA, 1035 nt
Organism: Cutaneotrichosporon oleaginosum
Lineage: Eukaryota; Fungi; Basidiomycota; Tremellomycetes; Trichosporonales; Trichosporonaceae
Biological process (GO): macroautophagy
Cellular component (GO): endoplasmic reticulum
Source: RefSeq, a predicted model, not a curated record
AUGCCCAAGCCCACGCCCAAGCCACGCCCUCCUCAUCUUCCUGUGCCCCGCGCGCUUCUCCGCUCACAUGCGCCGAGCGCCUCGGCGGACCCACAUGCCGCUGACCCCAGUGACCCCGAGCUGCGCUCUCAAGUCGUUAAGCUCACGCUCAUCAAUCUUCUCUCCCUGACGCUACUGUCGCUGUUCCCGCUCGUCCUGUCGCCCUUGUUUGCGCGCGAUGCGCAGCACGAUCUCUCUACCGUGACGGCCACGACGCGCGAGGUGCGCGGCUGGUUCAAUGCGCUACUCAGCUGGCCCCUCUUUGCCGUGUGCUUUUGGGUCAACGCGAUCUGGGGCCCGGGGAUUGCGCGCCGCGCGCAGGGCAUGAUGCAUCCCAGCUACCGCCAUCAACCCCUCCAUACCGGGCACACCACCGCUGCUCCGACACCCACCACUACGGAUCGCGUAUGGCUCACCCUCACCCGGCUCCUCCUAAUCGCCGACUUCACUCUCGUUGCGCGGUCCAUGGCGCUCAUCCCUGUCAUUGGAAGACUGUUGUCUAUCAGUUUCAUCAGCUUGAUUAAUUCCUACUACGCGUAUGAGUGGAUCUUCGUGUUACGGCAGUGGUCACUAGACACCCGUUGUGCGUACAUCUCGUCACGGGGGUGGUACAUGUUCGGCUUCGGCUUACCGGCGACGCUCCUGACGUCGUUUGGACCGCCCCUGAUCAACAUGGCGAUCUUCUCGUUGAUCUACCCCUUCUUCGUCAUCCAGGCCUUACAGAGCCGGCCGCCCAGCGCCUCCGUUCUCCCGGGCGGAACGGGCGCUGGCACGCCGGGCUCGGGGGCAAGCACGCCGACCAAGGAAACCCACACCUUCCACAGCCCGAUCCUUGGCGGCGGAGCAACCACUGCCGCGGCCACGGCAAGCCGCGUCCAAGUGCCAAUCUUCUUCUUUGCGCGGCAUGCGCUCACAGGACUGCGCUGGCUUGUGGAGGCGGGCGCACGCGAUCGCGGGGGCAGCACGCACGAGCGUGCUCUCGGUCGACGACAAUAG